GGCUUCUUUUAGUUCAGGACACUGAGGCCGAAACUCCUGUCCCCCGUUACACGACAGAGGAGGUAUCCUGCGCCCAAGCUGCAGGGGCCCGGCAAACCCCCUCUGGGUGGUGGAAACUACCCGGGGGAGAAAUAUUCGUACCCCGUCCGGUGCUCCAGGAGAUUCUUCAAUCCCUGCAUAAAGAGGGACAUUUAGGAUCGGGAGCGAUGGUUGAUUUGGCUGCCCGAUCCCUUAGAGCAGUGGGUAUGCAUACAGAAGCCCAGAGAAUUGUCAAUAAUUGCUCUGUUUGUCAGCGCACUAACCAGAAGGGAUCUGGCCCCCCUGUUCCACUGGGAGGCCGACCCUGGGCUGCCUACCCCUUUCAAAGGUGGCAAGUGGAUUUCGCUGAAGUACCCCCUUGCCGAGGCUACAAAUACUUGCUUGUUUUUGUUGACCAGCUUACCGGGUGGGUGGAGUGUUUCCCUACCCGACACUGUCAGGCUCGAGCAGUUACUAAGGCCCUGCUACAUGAAAUACUUCCCAGAUACCACCUCCCUGAAGUAAUUGAGUCAGAUCGGGGAAGUCACUUCAUCUCCCAAGUGGUCCAACAGGUAGCGCAGGCCCUUGGUAUCCAGUGGAAGCUGCAUACUCCUUGGAGGCCACAAAGCUCAGGCCAGGUGGAAAGAAUGAAUAGGACUCUCAAAGAUACUUUAACAAAGCUCUGUAUAGAGUCUGGUUUAAAGUGGCCUGAUGCCUUGCCGCUUGCGCUCACUCGCAUUCGAAGGGCCCCCCGUAAGGGUCUGAGACUCUCACCCUUUGAGUUGGUUUUCGGGUUCCCUCCCCGAGUACUCAUCCCCGGGUUCCGGGAAAAUGUAAGCUGGGAGGUAGGGAAUGACUCUUUGUGGAAACAGGUCUCUGCGCUGCAAUCUGUCUUGUUUCAGCUACACCGGUACGCAGCACCCUUCCAGGCCCUUCCCUUGGAUCGACCCGUGCAUUCGUUCCAGAUCGGUGACCGGGUCUUUAUCAAGAAGUGGAAGCGUGAUCCUCUCACAGCACGGUGGGAAGGCCCGCAUACUGUUUCGCUCAUCAGCCAAGCUGCCGUCAAGAUUCUUGGAAGCGACAAAUGGACGCACUGCACGCGAGUUAAACGCUUUGUUAGCUCGGAUCCAGAGGACGCCUCAACCGAAGAGGACAACGGCCCUCUGCUCCCCCCGGCUCCGGACGCCCGGGGUGACACAGGUGAAGACUCUAACUGGGAGUAUCACGGACUGGAGGGCUUAAAGGGACUCUUUAAAAGACGGAAACAAUGA
This is a messenger RNA of Mauremys reevesii (Reeves's turtle), 1289 nucleotides long. RefSeq lists its product as uncharacterized. The transcript has a single exon. The record is from RefSeq and is a predicted model, not a curated record. Bases 207 to 1289 code for a protein of 360 amino acids. Gene Ontology annotation, biological process: DNA integration. Lineage: Eukaryota; Metazoa; Chordata; Testudines; Geoemydidae. Gene Ontology annotation, molecular function: nucleic acid binding.